Messenger RNA from Serendipita indica DSM 11827, 1500 nucleotides. NCBI's taxonomy places the organism in Eukaryota, Fungi, Basidiomycota, Agaricomycetes, Sebacinales, Serendipitaceae. The record is from the annotation of a GenBank genome assembly.
AUGUGGAAAUCCCCCGAUAACUCUCGUCUCCCAUCUCGCGAGGAAAUUCAUCAGACACACCAGGCUCUAGCUGCACUCGACAACGAGCUUGCUCCACUCCAUUCCACCCUGGCCCGCAAUGCCCAACGCGAACAAGACUGCGAGCAGCGGAUCGCCCUGCUUCAAAACGAGCUCAGGUCUAUUCGAGAGGACAAGAACAAAGUCUCUGAGCGUAUCUCCGCACUCGAAUCAGAAAAGGACCGCCGCAGGGCCUGGAUAGCUGUUCAUCGCCGUCUCCCGCGCGAAAUACUGGCAGAAAUAUUCAUCUGGCACGUCAAAAUAGACAACAGAGCACCUCUAGUUGUCUCUGCCGUCUGCAAGCUCUGGAGGUCGACGGCACUCUCGACUCCUAGGCUCUGGGCAUAUCCGCGUAUCACGGAUCAGUCGCUUCCUCUGCCACUGCUCAAGCUCUGGCUUGAGCGCGCGAGUAACGCCCCCAUUCAUCUCCAUCUCGAAGUCCAAGACGUCACCAAUGACCUACUCGAACUAUAUUCAAAUGUCUACUGCCUAAAGUUUCGACCAUGGCCCACACAUUUGCACAACAAGACAUUCUCCAAACUCCACAAGCUCAUGCUAGAACAUGAAGAUGCCUCUCUUGAGCAUCUCCGCCGCGACGUCUUCUCGUCCAUGCCCAACUUAAAACAGUUGCAUCUGCACUGGUUUCGUCUUUCACGACGCCCCGUGCUCGAAUGGGCCUGGGACCUCCCUCCACUUGAUGAACUCCAUUUUGCGGGUCGUACCUGGGCGUGGGUGGACGCGGUAGAGCUCGUUGCCCCGUCCCUCAAGAAGUUGGCCCUGGAUAUUGGCGACGUCCCUACACCUGUUCCGUCCAAUGUCACCAUCAGAAGGCUCCAUUUGCCCAAACUCGAAUACUUUGCCUAUGGUCCUCAGUCCCAGACACUUCUCGUCAAUGAUUCCGCCAGAAUUCCAAUAGUCGCCCGUAUUCUUGAUGCCCCAAACCUCAAAACGUUUGAGGACCACACCGUUAUGCCCCUCGAAUUCUCUCUUCCCGUGUCGGAGAACUGGAACUUUCUCCUCUUGGAAAACUAUAUAGGCCGUACGUCACGCGAACUCGGAUACGUCAAGCAGUUAUUUCCCCACAUCCGGAGAAUGGCAUUCCUGGUGGAUCCAGAGUCUGGCGUGCUGGACGUGACUGCACUGAUUGACGAAGCCAGGAAUGGCAUGCUUACUUCACUCGAGGCGAUUGAAAUGUUCCAAAGUGCCACCCUGCUUCGUGAUCCACUGGUACAACAAAGUCUAAAGGAGUAUCGAGAGGUUCGAGGACGCGACUUAUACGUAAUAUUCCAUCCAGGGCGGCACGAUACGCCGUACCAACAGUGCUUCUUUGGAUUCCCAUGUUGCUCCAGUUAUCGGCCCGAUCCUGUUAAACCGCAAGGGUUGGCCCAUCAUGUGAUGGGUAUCAAUGGCACCUUUGCAAAUAUCUCGCAACCUUCCAAGUAA